AUCACACCCGUUGGAAAAAAAAUCACAAUGAACUUUAAAUAUUUUGUAUUCUUCUUGUGCGUGUUUCUUUAUUUUAACACAACAAAUGCAUUUUCUGAUAAGCAACUCAAUAAACUUUUUGAAUCGGCAACGGAAGCCUACCCAAACCCCCGAGGCAGACAAUGUUUAGGCAUUACCCGAGAAAUGAUAACAAAUUACUUAUCAGACGAAGCAGUAUACGUGAAACAUGGAAUAUCAAAACCGGAAGCUAGUCACAUAAUUGAGUCGAUGUGGCCUGUAAUUAUGACGAGAACAGAAUUUAAAAAAUCAAUAACAUCAAAAUUAAGUUAUGAGCAACUCGUCAACAUUUAUCAAGAUGUAAAAAAUAAUCCAGAAGAAGAGGCAAUAUUUGGUUUUAUCCCGUACCCGAACCAAAGAGUUACCAAGCUUAAAGUUAAAAACUACUUACAUAAGAAUCUCAAUAAGUAUGGACUAACUAUUAUAGAUCUCGAAAGGAUAAUUCAACCCCUGUCGAAGAGUCAUAUGUCAUGGAAAACAUUUAUAAACUUAAUUUUGUUAAUGUGAGACUAAUGUAUACGCUACCAGCCGG
Molecule: messenger RNA, 589 nt
Organism: Adelges cooleyi (spruce gall adelgid)
Lineage: Eukaryota; Metazoa; Arthropoda; Insecta; Hemiptera; Adelgidae
Exons: 5
Coding region: 28-564 (178 amino acids)
Source: RefSeq, a predicted model, not a curated record